Molecule: messenger RNA, 1671 nt
Organism: Dunckerocampus dactyliophorus (ringed pipefish)
Lineage: Eukaryota; Metazoa; Chordata; Actinopteri; Syngnathiformes; Syngnathidae
Gene: dnajc24
Product: DnaJ (Hsp40) homolog, subfamily C, member 24
Exons: 5
Coding region: 57-611 (184 amino acids)
Biological process (GO): positive regulation of ATP-dependent activity
Molecular function (GO): ATPase activator activity; ferrous iron binding
Source: RefSeq, a predicted model, not a curated record
ACCGGAUUCGUCACAACAGCGGACACUUGGGCAGCUGUCGAGGGGCAUAAUAUCCGAUGGCCGGCGACAACAACGUGUGCUCAGGUGUGUCCGAGGCAGCGGAGAAGGAUCUGUAUGCUGUUCUGGGAGCCAGCCCUUCAGAUUCAUUUCACGAGCUCAGACACAGAUAUCAGAAGCUCGCCUUGCAGUGCCACCCAGAUCGUCUUGGAGACGUGUGUGAUUCAGAAGCAGAGUCCGGCAUGAGGAUGUUUCUUGAAAUUGAUGCGGCCUGGAGAAUCCUGAGUGAUCACAGCGCCAGGAGACAAUAUGACCAAGAGAGGAGAGCUCAGCAACUGAAACAGGAUUGGCUCGUUGACUCGACAGUGUCCGUAGAAGACAUGACCUGGAACGAGGAGGGGUGCGUGUAUACAUACUGCUGCCGCUGUGGCGGGCAAUUCAGCAUUACGCAAGAGGAGAUGGAGGCGGAGAUGCAAUGGAGGCAAGGCGCUAAUGAAGAAGAGGAAGCAGUAGAGGGCCAUCAUGUGGUUGUGUGCUGUAACACGUGUUCCCUCAGUGUGUAUGUGACAUAUCCAUUGCAUAGCAAGGCUUCACGCUUCCAAGCCUUGAAUUGAAAGUGUGUAAACAUACAGAGUCGGGGUGUGUGUGCGCGUGUCACAGUGCUGCUUUGUCAAUAAACUUCAAAUGCUUUCAGGACGCUGCAGCAGGGAUGUACAAAGUGGGGCAUGGGGGCCAUUUGUGGCCUGUGAAUGUUUUUUUUAUUGGCCCUCAGGACAUUGUAAAAAUAUCAUUUAACAAGAAAACAAGAAGGAAAAAAACAGCAAAAAUGACACAUUCAGCUGUAAAUUUAUGUAUAGUACUUUAUUUAUCCCACAGCGGGGAAAUUCACUCGUUACAGCAGCAAGCAAGGAAGAUAUGCAAGUAAAGAAUACAUAGUGACAUAGUGACUACAACAUGGUUCAGGUGGUGCAGGUGUUGUAGAGCCUGAUAGAGGUCGGUAUGAAGGACCUGCGGAACCUCUCCUUCUUACACCGUGGGUGUAACAGUCUGCUGCUGAAGGAGCUGCUAAGGGAACCCACAGUGUCAUGUAGCGGGUGAGAGGUGUUGUCCAUGAUGGAUGUCAGCUUAGCCAACAUCCUUCUCUCCCCCACUUCCUCCACGGAGUCCAGAGGACCGUCCAGGACAGAGCUCGCUCUCCUGAUCAGCCUAUUGAUCCUGCUCCUGUCCCUGUCCGUGCUGAGCCGUUUACAAGAAUAAACUCAAAAUAUUAAGAAAAAAAAGUGAAAUAUGCGAAACAAACAAAACAACGAGCAAAGUUGUCAUUUUUUAAAAUGAUGUCAUGAAAAUAAAGCCAAAAUAUUAUGGGAAGAAAAUCAUAAUUAUGAGAAGAAAGUUGGCAUGGCAGAAAUGGUAAAAACAGCUGCAGUUUUACCAGAAUAAAGUCCAAAUAUUAAGAAAGAAAUGUUGUAUUCUAUUCUGAAAUCAUGUCACAAUUUUAUGAUUUUACAAUUAUGAGGGAAAAAAUGUCAUUUAAGUAGCAUAGAGCUGAAAUAUUAAAGACAAAAUACAGAAAAAAACAGAAACAAAACAAAAUAAAGAUGCAAUUUGGAAAAUUAGAUGAAAAAAUCGUGGUGAGAUAUUUUAAUCAUCGACCGCCUUAAACUACAUAACAGA